UAUGAGCUUAUCGAGAGGUCGCAAGGUUGAUGGUCGUCAGGUGAAGGAGUGCGAGAGGUUGAAGGAGAUUGACAAGAGGGAAAUGGAACUAGAGAAGCGAUUAGGGGAGUUUGAGAAGAGGGAGAAGGAAUUUGAUGCAUUCUGUGAUGGGACAUCGGGAGAUCUGGCUUUGAAAGAGGAGAUUUUGGAGAAGGAGAAAGCGGAGUUGGUUAAGGAGGUUAGGUUAGCAAAUGAGAAAAUUAAUGAGAAGCAGAAGUUGGGGUAUGCGCUUAUCGAGAGGUUGGAGUUGGGAGUGAAAAUGCUAGGUGAAAUGAAGAUGAUUAUGGCUGAGAAGUUUAAGGAGCUUGAGUCAAGGGAGGAGGCAGCCCAUGAAUCUCUCACUGCGAGUUUGAAUGAGGCUGAGCUAAUUCGAGAACGUCCGACAGAGGCAUUAGCAUUCUUGCAUCUCCUGGCAGUAUAUGGUAUAUCCUAUUCUUUUGACAGAAGUGAGCUAUUAAGAUUUCUGAAGUUGGCUGAAAAACAUAAACAUACUCCUAACUUGUGUCACACCUUGGGUCUCGCCGAUAGAGUUCCUGGUUAUAUCAAGGUAUUAAUGAAUGAGAAGCACUUUCUUCUUGCAAGCACAUACAUUUAUGAAUAUCAGCUUCAGGACAUGUUUUCGCAGUCAGAGAUCCUCAAUUAUUAUGCAUCACAUUGCAAGAAGUCAGCAAAUGCACUACGUAGAAGGGAGCACAACUCUUCUGCAGCACAGGAGAAGGCGAAUGCAGCUGAGAUUGCUGCUCUGCGUCUUGGAAUCGAACAUAUUGUCAAGCAUGGGCUUGAAUCUGACUACUCCCCAAUCACCUACACAGCAAGAAUAAAGCAAUUAGAAGCGUCUCAAGCUGGCUUGAGACGGCGGAUUCCAUCAUUCUCAGCUAAUAUUGAAAAACAUGGGAGAUGCAAUGGAUCCCAGGAGACGAGUAAGUGGGCACGACGAAAACGUUGCCGGGAAGCCAACAAAUCCGAUGCCUUCUCAAAUCCUCAAAUGACGCCUAACCGUGGUUCGAAUAAUUGCUCUUCCCCUGACUGGAGACAGCCUCCUCAACAUCAGUCGAGCCAAAUGAAAGCAUGUCAUGAUGCUCCUGCAUAUCCUUGGGAUUUUGUGAAAUUGGUUCCGUUCCCCCAGUCAGACGGUCCUCGCAAAAGACCUCGGGCGAAUACCUGGGUGAGAGAGGGUGGCUCACAUAUAGGGAAUGUUGCUAACCAAUGUUAAUACCUGAUGGAAAAUUAGCAUUGUCUGUUAUUGUUGAUGGCGACAUCUCUAAUCUUACUAGUUGUAAAUUAGUUGGGCAAAAGUGGGUGGCGACAUAUCUCUAAUCUUUACUAGGAUGACACAGUUAGCACCCACUAUGCGAUGUAUGUUUUUGUUUCAAACUUUGUUAUUUUAAGAGAUAUUGGCGCUUAAAUUCACAA
Messenger RNA from Salvia splendens (bonfire salvia), 1452 nucleotides. RefSeq lists its product as uncharacterized. The record is from RefSeq and is a predicted model, not a curated record. The transcript has 3 exons. Bases 2 to 1252 code for a protein of 416 amino acids. Lineage: Eukaryota; Viridiplantae; Streptophyta; Magnoliopsida; Lamiales; Lamiaceae.